GGCGGCAACCCGGUCGGUCGCCCGAAGAAGGUGCAACCCUCUCCGCAGCCGACGACCGCCGUCGUACCUUCACCACAGGUCGAUGUCGUGGACGUCGCCGUUGGGGUCGAUCCCUAUUCGCCGCCUCCGCCGGGUCAUCAACACUAUCACCACUAUCACCACCAUCACCAUCAUCAGAUGGCACUCGCGCAUCCGAGUCUGGCGCCCCAUUCCCACCUGCAGGCAUCCAGCUAUCAGGACUGGUCACCUUGGGCCCAAGAUACCUGCGAUUGAACCUCCUCGCUGGAGGAGGACCAAAGGGCAUCGUGAUGAAGAAGGAGCAUCGACUUGUCUAUCGUCGCGAGUUCAGCCUUCCUGGGGGAAUGGCUCGGAUCGAGGAUAUGACAAUUCCGUUUCGAACCUUGCCAAUGUGCGAGUCUACGAGUCCGAGUGUUCCGAACCUGACUUCGUGAUAUUGAAUCAUGUGUUUGAACUUGCCGCGGAUACUGGGCCUUUCUUGGCACCGCGAUGUUGAACAUAAUUGAACUUGCCGCGGACACACCAAGCAUCUCUCUAUGCUGCGAUGAGACAUUGACGUGUCGAGUGCGUCGAAACUUGGCGCAGGUGCUGAAAAUCCCCGACGCUAAAAGACCAUUAACUGUCUUUAAAUGACUCGCGAAGCCGUGGAUACUUGGAAACUUUACACGGAUCACCUCGAUUUUGUAGUGCGAGUUUCUCGGAUUUAAUACCGUUAAAUAUUGAAAUCAAGGCGAUGCUCUCGUGAAUACCGCGAGCCAGAGAACAUCUCGGCUCAAUCUCGGACGACAUUAUUCACUUGAAUUAAGACUCCGUUUCCGAUCUCAUCUCUCCUCGGAGUGAGAUAAUGUUCGAUGCGUCUGCGACAUGUUGAGACGGCACUUGACAUCGUGUUGGAAAAGCAUCUCCGCUGCGAAUUCGCCGGUCUUCUUAAUAAUAAUCUUUGCUCAAUUGUAAAGAAUCGAAGAAAGUCUAAAUAAAACGACCCAUCGUGCAUAUACAUCAGCCGCAGUAGUGACGUCAGUUUUCUCUUCUCUAAGACUCUUCACAGCCAUCGUUGCGAUCACCUCGACACACGGAAUGCGGAAUGUAGAGUUGGUUGAAUGGCACUUGUCGUUGGCGCGCAAGCGCUUUCUCGCGCGUUUGUGAAAUGUCAAAAUUGCUCCUCUAUUCGAUCUUAUCACUCUCCAAGUCAUUGGUCGAGCGAGAGGAUUAUCAUGGCUCAUUGCCACUUUCAGUCGGCAAAGUUUAAAGUUUUGCAAGCGCGCACUCUUCUCGAUUUCUCAUUAUUGCUACUUUGAGAGUAAGUCCGCAAAGUGGCAUCUUGUGCUACAUCUAAUACGUACGAUCGAUGAAGAUCUAAUGCGAAUCUGGUGCGGAACGGGUAGUCGAAAAAAGCAAAAGAAAGAGAGAUAAUUUACCGGCGGCGCAGCGAUCGAAUGAGAAAACGACGGUGUGCAGUUCUGGACCCUUAGAAAAUUAUUUUUCUUUCAAAAUCAUCGCUUCUGUCGAUCCGCCGCUGCGCUUCGUAAACUCAUUAGGCGGCCCUUGUUCCCGCCGUCGUUAAUUGAGUGCCGAGGUGAGACGAACGACACGGAAUUAUCAUUCGAAUCCUCCUUGUUAGGCAUCCUACUUUUCUCUUUCUCGCUCACUUAUUCUUUUCUUCUCUCUCUCUCUCUUCCUUUUUUCUGUCUUACUUCCGCUCUUGCUAUCUCUUUCUCGAAAAUACGUCGAAUUUCCAUAGCAGCAUAAUCAAUUAUGUCUGCCGUACAAGAAAUCUUAUACAAUUUCAUCGCUUUGACAUUUCCCCGACACAUCCGGCUUAAAUUUAACAUAAGUGUGUAAUCGUAAAUAUAUUACGAUGUUACAUGUAGAGCGCAAUACGAUCAUGUCUUGUGGAGAGAGAAAAAAGCUCAAUUGUCCUGAAGAAUAUCUCCUACGUUGUUUAGCGAAGUCUACGUUGUGCAUUGAUUGUUAAAAUUGGUCAAUAUGCAGGUUGUCGACAGAAACGGUUACGUUUGCCAGUAACAACGCUCUAAACAUGCAUUAUGAAGCAAGAUCAUGGUGUAUUAAAUAAAAUAUGAUUUUUUUUUCUUAACUUCUCUAGCAUGAUUUGUACAUUCUAUCGAGACGUUUAUUCGCAAAUUUUCUCAAAGAGAGUAAUCGCGUGUUACUGGCACGCGGCAAGUUUACGACAGCCGUUGCACGUGCACGUUAGUGACAUAACUCGCAGCGAGUAAGAAAUGACAUUGGCGCAACGCACGUUCGAGGCUCAAAGUACAAUGAAUUCACAAGCGGUGAGUUUCGGCGUAAAGUGUAUCACAAAAGCGAAGUUGCCCCGUUAUCCGUUUCAUUCGUCGAACAUUCGCGUUUUAAAUGAUGACCGCGUGCGUAGCGACGAUUGCCAAUUAAGCGAUGUUCAUACCUGGGAAAGUUCACCGGGAUUUAUCGCGAGCGAACUCGCCUCGCAUCAGGCGGAAAAGUCGGGCGCACUAGUUAACUUUCUCGCGAAUGGAAGCGACGAUUCGCGACGUCGCACGGCGCGGCGAGCUGAAGUUAAGGAUCCAAACCCCAAACGAAUCGCUCGGAUUGUGGUGAGAAUAAUCACUGGUUGACGCCGAACGAUCGAGUUGAUCGCCACGGAUCGAGAUCGACUCGAUUUCUAUCUAAUAUGACUGUGCGCGGGCAACGACGCCGCCAAAGCGGAGAAAGCGAGAGAGGAAAGUGGUAUAUACUGCGGUGUACAUGUAGAUUGGACAAGCAGUCGCGCUGAUGGAUUAUGUCAAUGAUGCACAAAUUUUUGUUCGGCAUCGACUCGGCUGGAUACAGCCAUUCGCCGCAAAUCAAUUCUCGAUUGUGGACGCGCGAAUAGAUUUAUAAGAUGCAGACGAUUCGCGUUAUCUUAAUUUUAAUUUCUCUUUUUUAUUAUUAUCUCGAAUAUAUAAGUUAUGUCUUAAUUAGGAGGAUAAAUUUAUUCAGUUCGAGGAAACGUUGUUUCUCCGUUCUAUCAUUUGUUCUUACUCCUUUCGUCAUCGUCGCGUGCGCGUAUCGGAUCGAAUCGGCUCGCGCUGAGAGCCAAUUCGGAGUUUGUGCAUCGUUGGAUUGUGUAAUUUAACCUUGUAUAUAGGGUACAUUUUGUAUAUUGUUAAAAGUUUGUGUGAUAUAAAUGGUUAUGUAUUUACUAUCGAACGCGAACGGCGUACGGCUACUACGGUAUUUCGCGGUUCUGCGUCGUCGAGUGCAUCGCGCAGUGGCGCCAUCUGCCACAUUGUCCGACAACGGAACGCAAAUAAUUAACAGUCCUAUUUGAUUUUGUCCUUUUGGCAUUAAUUAAUCGGUUCGUCGAAUUAUUUGGCCCGAGCAUGAACAUUAAACUUCACGCUAUUGCGCGAUGUAUUUGCGCAUUCUUUGAAAUUUAACAACUCGACUCAUUGUCAGUUUCGCGACAAAAACGCUCUUCUCGGCGAUUCUCUCCUCUGGAUCAAGAAACAAAGCCCAGGGACAAUCGUAAAAAAUCUGCGAGAACAGAGGGCAGAAUCGCGCGUUUGGUGCAAUCACGUUUGGUGCGAUGACGUUAGGUAGAUCGCGGGCACUGCGCUUACUGCACUUGGCACUUUGCAGGACCGGAAGUAAGCGCGCGAGCACGAACAGUCCUCCUGCUGAGCAGCACGCGCGUGGACCGCGAUUCAUGCGCGUCUAGUUAAUUUUGUUAUUUGAUUUAUUUCGGACUCUUCAUAUUCGGGACCCGACGUCUGUAUGUGGUUUCGCGGCCUCUUGUAAAAUACAAUUACACAUGGAAACACACCAUACGAACACACGUUUAUUAAUUAAUAAAAAUCACAAGUUUUUAGAAAACGAGCAA
This is a messenger RNA of Ooceraea biroi (clonal raider ant), 3877 nucleotides long. RefSeq names its product WUSCHEL-related homeobox 3-like. The record is from RefSeq and is a predicted model, not a curated record. Lineage: Eukaryota; Metazoa; Arthropoda; Insecta; Hymenoptera; Formicidae.